AUGUUUGUUUUACCUCCUCCUCCACGCUACCCUUCCCUCAAUGCAUAUAACGCUGCCGUUGCGAAUGGCAAUGCUCCGACCCUCAUUGAGACCAACAACAUCCUGUCCCACCCGUCAGGACCCGAAUACCAAUUGAUUGUGGGCGAAGGAACCUACGUCCUGAAAGAAGACCUACAUCUAUCAACACCACCCCCACAUCCUUCCGAAGCUCCAAUUAUCAAUCCAAAUCCUCUCGCGACAACGCCCCAACCUGCGACAGCUGGAACCAAGAUCUCGCUACUUUCCUUCAGCUCCAAGAGCUCGGCACCACUCUUGAACCGAGUCGAUACAAAUAGGAGUGCGAUAUCAGGAGCCUUAGACACUAGUAUUCAAGAAUAUCCCAGCGAGGAGCGUGCUUCCGGAGACAUUGUUGCUGGCAGUAGCGAUGGAGGACGUACUUCAGUCACCGGAAGUGCGAGAGCGACAGUAUCCAUUGGUUCUGCUCCGGCAUUUGGGGAAGGUAACUCAAUGCUGUCUGCCACUGGGAAAGAUGCCGGGAAGAAAAAGAAGCCGAAAAACAAUAUUGCGAAGAGCAAUUCAUCCUUUAUUUCACGGUGUAUAGUAAAUGAAAACAUAGGUAAACGGAUACAGGAGAGGCCAGCAGAUGGGUAUUUUGCUUUCGCGAACAUCAAUCGAGCCUUCCAGUGGCUUGACCUGUCAUCUGCCCAAAAGGCAGAACACUUGACUAAGAUUCUGUUUACCAAGGGCCACUGCCUUUGCCAUGACAUCAACCAGGUUACAAAGGCUCCAAGCCACAUCGACCUUAUAAUGGGAUUCUCGACGGGUGAAAUUAUUUGGUUCGAGCCUAUAUCUCAGAAGUACACUCGAUUAAACAAGAACGGAAUUAUCAACGCAACACCCGUUUCAGAGAUACGUUGGAUACCUGGAUCCGAAAACCUCUUCCUUGCAGCACAUAUGGACGGCUCUCUUGUUGUGUACGACAAGGAGAAAGAAGACUUGGCGUUCCUUCCCGAAGAAAACGGAAACCACACCAAUGGCGACUCUGAAGCCAACGAAUUCGAUGAGCCAGGUAUCAAAACGAAGCUCCAUGUUGAUAAGUCUGUGCACUCCAAGAACCAGAAGUUUAACCCUGUGUCUUUUUGGAAACUUUCAAAUCAACGCAUCAACGCCUUCGCAUUCUCUCCAGACAACAGACACAUUGCUGUGGUGUCCGAAGAUGGAACGCUGCGGAUCAUCGAUUAUCUGAAAGAACAGCUUCGGGACAUCUACGCAAGCUACUACGGUGGUUUCCUAUGUGUGUGCUGGUCUCCCGACGGUAAGUAUGUUCUUACAGGCGGCCAAGACGACCUCGUGUCCAUCUGGUCAGUUGCCGAGUCUACGAUAGUAGCACGCUGCCAAGGACACCAAUCUUGGGUCACGGCUGUAUGCUUCGAUCCGUGGCGCUGUGAUGACCGGAACUACCGUUUUGGUAGUGUUGGUGAAGAUUGUAGGCUCCUGUUGUGGGAUUUUAGCGUAGGGAUGCUGCACCGUCCAAAAGCUGUGUCUGUAAGGCGCAAAGAGAGCAUAUCCUCACGAUUUGCAAACCCGCUUCAGAGAGCAGAAACUCAGAACACAACGACAAGCAUGCUUAGGUCGAAUUCCAGUCUUUCUGCUGAGGGUGACGUCGAGCAUAUGAUCGAGCAUCCAGUGGAGCCUAGAGCAAAUACUGCUAUGCUGCCACCUGUCAUGUCGAAAAUUAUCGACCCAGACCCACUGUGCUGGCUAGAAUUUACGGAAGAUUCUAUCCUCACGAGUUGCAAGAGUGGUCACAUUCGAACAUGGGAUCGACCCCGAGAUGGCAUGAACCAGAGUGAAGCCACUUUGUACUCCAACUAA
This is a messenger RNA of Drepanopeziza brunnea f. sp. 'multigermtubi' MB_m1, 1875 nucleotides long. RefSeq lists its product as uncharacterized. The record is from RefSeq and is a predicted model, not a curated record. Gene Ontology annotation, molecular function: protein binding. Lineage: Eukaryota; Fungi; Ascomycota; Leotiomycetes; Helotiales; Drepanopezizaceae. Gene Ontology annotation, biological process: carbon catabolite repression of transcription. Gene Ontology annotation, cellular component: cell division site; nucleus; cell tip.